Molecule: messenger RNA, 1095 nt
Organism: Astyanax mexicanus (Mexican tetra)
Lineage: Eukaryota; Metazoa; Chordata; Actinopteri; Characiformes; Acestrorhamphidae
Gene: psmb9a
Product: proteasome 20S subunit beta 9a
Exons: 6
Coding region: 308-964 (218 amino acids)
Cellular component (GO): proteasome core complex
Molecular function (GO): threonine-type endopeptidase activity
Source: RefSeq, a predicted model, not a curated record
AGUUAGUUUCAUUUUCUCUUCAGAGGAGGAAGAGUGUGAACACCAGGCCGAGUCAUCCUCUCAUAGUUCUGACCGCGUUUGCCUGGUUGUAGGUGAUAUUUAUUGAAAGCUCAGCACAGUGUAAGGGGGGAUAUCCAGCAUCGUGUCGGUUUGAGGUCAGAAGCGUCUCUGGGUAUCGAGUUCCCCGCGGUUCUGCGCUGACCGGCCUCAGGGCGCGCGCGGCUCCUGCGGCUCGUCGUGUUGAUAAAGCAGCAGCAGCGGACUGAUCCCGAGCAGCUCUCCAGAUCUCCACAGUUACAACAGCACGAUGUUGGAAGAAUCGUCUCUACAGCCCGAGUGGCUUUCUGAAGAGGUCUCAACCGGGACUACAAUCAUAGCCAUAGCGUUUGAAGGUGGAGUUGUGAUUGGAUCCGACUCACGCGUAUCUGCUGGGGCAUCAGUGGUGAAUCGUGUCAUGAAUAAGCUCUCACCACUCCAUGACAAGAUCUACUGUGCUUUAUCUGGAUCUGCUGCUGAUGCUCAGACCAUGGCUGAGAUAGUCAACUACCAACUUGAUGUGCACAGCAUUGAGGUGGGAGAAGACCCCCUUGUUCGCUCAGCUGCUACAUUAGUGAAGAAUAUCUCCUACAAGUACAAAGAAGAACUGUCUGCACAUCUCAUUGUUGCUGGCUGGGACAGGAGAGCUGGUGGACAGGUCUAUGUAACGCUGGAUGGCCUCCUGGCUAGGCAGCCCUUUGCUAUUGGUGGCUCAGGUAGUUCAUACAUCUAUGGGUUUGUAGAUGCCGAAUACCGACAAGGCAUGACAAAGAAAGACUGCCAAGAGUUCGUUGUAAAUGCAUUGGCUCUGGCUAUGAACAGAGAUGGUUCCAGUGGAGGCGUUGCUUAUUUUGUUACCAUUGACAAAGAUGGUACAGAUGAAAAGUGCAUUCUUGGAAAUAAGCUACCUACAUUUUUCGAUGAGUGAAAAAAAAAAAGAAUUUGCAUUUCCAAAUGUCCUGAGGAUAGCAGUCUUGACUAGAUUCUUACCAUGGGCAACAAUGACAAAAUGUGGCAUAUUUUUUCAUCUUGUUUGAAUAAAGUAAGAGUUUGAAACUA